CCGUCGAAGAUCGUCUCGCCAUUUGGGCCUCAUGGGCAAACUGAACAAGGUGCGGCUGCUGGGCGAGCUGGUGGAAGUGGUGGAGUCCGUGCAGGGAGAGGAGGAGUUCUGUGAACAGCUCCAGCACCGACUAAUGGAUUUCCGGCGCACGGGCUUUCGCGACAUGGAGCCCCUGAUGUUUGGCAGCAAGGAUCAGGCCGACUUGGUGGGACAGCCGCUGGAGCGAUUUCGCUUUGCCGAGGCCAUUGCCUAUCUUGAUCAGAAUAUGCGCCUGGACAGGGAUCUCUAUCAGCUGGCCGAAGAGUCCCUCAAGCGAUUCAAGUCGCAACGGGCUGUGAUGUACACGCGGGCCACUGAGGCACAGAAUAAGUUCUAUGAUCUGCUCGAUCAGCUCGUUGAGGGCGAGCACUGCAGCAAUAUGAAUGUUCUGGUGCGCAGCGAGUUGCACGAGCUGUCAGGGGCACGAAAAUGUCUGCGCCGAGUCGUCAAUCAGAUGAUUAUGCACCCCCUCACGGAGAGAACGUACAGCGAGACAAUGCGCCUGAUCAAGUGUUUGGUGGCCAAGCUGUGCGUCCUCAUGCCAUUCCACAUACCGUGCACCAUCCACUGGGGACUGAUCCGCAACGAGGAGGUGACCCAACUGGCCAACUCGCUGAGCGAUGAGCUGGCGUGCCUGCAGCUGGAGCUGUUGCGCCAGCGGGAGCAACUCUCUCUCGCGCGCAGAAUGGAGCAGGAGCGAACCAGCGGCCAUCUGCUGGAGCUUCACGUUGGCAACGCCAAAGCUUCGGAUGAGGAGAUGUCCGAACGGUCCGACCGUCAGACCCUUAUCGAGAUGCAGGCAGCUCGGCCACAGCAGUUCUCCGACUCGGGCUAUGGCACAGACAGAGACUCCGACAGCAGCUCCACCACGGACCAGUGGCGCAGCAGCGACCAGCGUUCGGUGCAGCAGAGUGCGGACGAGACGGCGACUCGCCGGCAGAACUUCGCGGAGGCCAUGAGGCGCUACAAGGAAGUCCACCGUCGACGGAUGGAUGAGCUGUCCGACAAUCAGCAGACUUGUAGCAUAUGAAGAGAUAAAUCCUCCUACGAUUACAGCUACUGAUACUCACCGCACCCAGCGCGGCUACCGUGCCAGAGCGUUCGGGUUCCCAGUAUUUUGUGAUAUUCGAGUAUAAAACUAAAAAAAACAAACCA
This is a messenger RNA of Drosophila guanche, 1194 nucleotides long. RefSeq lists its product as uncharacterized. The transcript has 3 exons. Lineage: Eukaryota; Metazoa; Arthropoda; Insecta; Diptera; Drosophilidae. The record is from RefSeq and is a predicted model, not a curated record. The coding region runs from base 32 to 1069 and encodes 345 amino acids.